Adineta steineri is the source of this 783-nucleotide messenger RNA. NCBI's taxonomy places the organism in Eukaryota, Metazoa, Rotifera, Eurotatoria, Adinetida, Adinetidae. The record is from the annotation of a GenBank genome assembly.
AUGUUACAGCACAUUUUUAAUGAUCGACUAUUUGUUACCUAUAUUUGUCCAUACACAUGGAUUAUUUCUUCAGUUUUCAUAGUAAUUUUUCAAGGUUUUUUGGGUAUUAAAGCACCUUAUGGACGUUAUAAUGAGAGCAAUCAUGGAAUACCCGGAAGACUAGCAUGGUUUUUACAAGAACUUCCUUGUUUUAUUAUUCCAUGCUACCUUCUAUCACAAUAUUGGUCAUCAAUAUCAUUAAUUAAAUUUCUUCUUAUAAUAUUUUUUCUAAUACAUUAUUUUCAACGAGUUUUUAUUUAUCCAAUGUUAAUUCGUGGAGGAAAACAUAGUUCAAUUUCAAUAACAUUAACAGCAUUUAUCUAUUGUUGUAUCAAUACUUAUUCAAUAGUCGAAGAAAUAUUAGCAUAUCAUGUUUUUCCAAGAAAUGAUUGGCUAUCAUUACAUUUUAUAAUCGGAAGUAUUAUUUUCUUUACUGGUUUUGUUCUUAAUCUUCAGGCCGAUUCAAUUUUAAGAAACUUACGAAAAGAUAAUAAUGAACAUGGUUAUAAAAUUCCGAGAGGUGGUCUAUUUGAAUAUGUUUCUGGUGCAAAUUUUCUGGCUGAAUCAAUAGAAUGGACAGGUUAUGCUAUUUGUGCUUGGACAUUACCAGCACUUGCAUUUUCAAUAUUUGUUUGGGCUAAUAUUGCAUUUGGUCGUGCUCUUCAUCAUCAUAAAUUCUAUCUUGAAAAAUUUAAAGAUGAAUAUCCAAAGAAUCGUAAAGCUGUGAUACCAUUCAUUUUAUAA